Molecule: messenger RNA, 2341 nt
Organism: Pseudopodoces humilis (Tibetan ground-tit)
Lineage: Eukaryota; Metazoa; Chordata; Aves; Passeriformes; Paridae
Gene: UBE2G2
Product: ubiquitin conjugating enzyme E2 G2
Source: RefSeq, a predicted model, not a curated record
UGGCCGCGCACCCGGAAGCGGCGGCGGGGCCGCGCCAUGGCGGGGACGGCGCUGAAGCGGCUCAUGGCCGAGUACAAGCAGCUGACCCUGAACCCACCAGAAGGGAUUGUGGCAGGUCCCAUGAAUGAAGAGAACUUCUUUGAAUGGGAAGCCCUGAUCAUGGGUCCUGAAGACACCUGUUUUGAGUAUGGGGUUUUCCCUGCUAUCCUGAGUUUCCCGCUCGAUUACCCGUUGAGUCCUCCGAAGAUGAGGUUCACGUGUGAGAUGUUCCAUCCCAACAUUUAUCCAGAUGGGAGAGUCUGCAUCUCUAUCCUUCAUGCUCCUGGGGAUGAUCCCAUGGGAUACGAGAGCAGCGCGGAGCGGUGGAGCCCUGUGCAGAGUGUGGAGAAGAUACUCUUGUCAGUCGUUAGCAUGCUGGCAGAGCCAAAUGAUGAAAGUGGAGCCAAUGUAGAUGCCUCCAAGAUGUGGCGGGAAGACAGAGAACAAUUCAACAAAAUUGCCAAGCAGAUUGUGCAGAAGUCACUCGGACUUUAAGCUCACAGAGAGACUGAAGUGUUUUGUAUUUCUCUCCACCUGGAAAUGAGCAGUGCUCAGUGCUGGUACCAAAAAGGAAAACUUUGUAAAACUAUUGGCCUAGUUCUUAUGAUUUGUUAUUUAUUUACCAUCUCUUCUCUUCCACUGCUCCAGAGAAGCCUCUAGUUCACUCACUAAAUUGUGUGGAAAAGGGAUUUAAUGGUACAGAAAAAUACAGAGACAAUGCUGUUUCAAAGUCUGCUUGUUGCUACCUUACUUUGUGGUAUGGAAAGCCUGGAGACUUGGCAAUCUGCAGCCCUCCCUCACCCAUCUGCUGCUGGAGAGCAGUGCUGGUUUGGAUCAUCUGCUGGCAGAAUUAGCUGUGUUUUUAUAGGUAGCAUUGCAUCUGGAGAAGCAGUAGACAGGAAUUACUCUAUCCACUCUGUACUUGUUAGGUUAAGGGCAGCAUUGCAGUCAGAUCUGAUUUGAAGAUUGUAGUUAGCAGGAGGGGCUGUAAAGCAGGGCUGUAGUCAGGGAUUGUUAGCAAGGAAAGGAACUUUAGGGAGUGAGCUGUGAGGACUGGCUGGGGAUCUGGAAUAGCCUGGUGUUCCCAUGUAAUGCUGUGAGUUUGUGCUGAGCCUUUGAGUCAGUGUUGGCUUGGCAGAAAUCCCAAGAGCUGCUUUAUUAGUCCUUGAAGGCACUCUGUAAGCUUUACACUCAGAGGCACAAGGUAAAAAGACUGGAUUGUCCAACUUCCUGGCUGAGGUAGGCCAUUGGCAUUUGGAAAAUCCAGUGAGGAUGUGUUUGCUCUGCUGGGCAUGUUCAUAGCUCUGCAGAAAUAUCAGCUUGCUCCGGUGACACCUGGGUGUUGAGAGGAUCUGGCACUGCUUGCCAUUACAACCCUGUUACCCAUUUUCAGGUGAACGAGCCAAGAUGAGCGUGACAGACUUAUAAAAAUGACCUGUGACCCUCUACACUGAGUGCUCUUGUGUAUUAAAUAGGAGCCAGAAAGGAUGAGUUGUUUGCUGAGGACGGUAGGACAUGUUUUGGACUGCAGUGUAGUAGCCAGUGUGAAGGGUGCAGGAAAUACCAGCUGGUCACUUCCUAAAACUGCUGAGGGGCCUCUGCGGACCUUUCUGCUUUGCAAGCCAAAAUGUGUAGGUCCAAAUUUCUCCAAUUUACUACAAGCAAUAACAUGCCCAUUGAUAGCACAUGGAAUCCAAUUUUGUUGGCAGCUUUAAACGGGCUAAAUUUGACAAGGGCUGUUUUUGUUUUUUUUUUUUAAUGUGAAAAAUGAGUGGAAGGAGUCACACCGUGAAGAAAUCUUUACAGAGGUGAUCGUGUGCAUGUGCGUGGUACAAGUGUUCAGCAUUUCUGUCUUGCUGUCUGUGCUGCAGGUCGCACUUUGCCAUGGUUCUGCACCUCUGAAGAGUUGUAUUGCUACAACCUGCUCAUUUUACCUCCUUGUAGAAGUAAUUGUGGCUUUGAUGUCAGGGUGGAAGUGGGACUGGACAUAGCUUGGGAGCAGAGAUGAUGAAACAGUGUCGUACCUAACUAGUAUUUCAAGGCAUACAGGAAAAUGUAGCACUUUAUGCAAACUGGGAGUGUUUUGUUGGAGUAGAGGGAGGAAUCCUCCUGGGAGCACUGCAGCCACCUUCGGGAACAACGCCGGAGAGCCGUGAGAGCCACUGCAGAAACAGACACGGCAAAAGUGGGGUUUGCUUAAGUGCUGAGUGUUUUAUUCAUGUGUGCUUGCUCAUUAUCUUGAUUUUAUGGUGGGAUUUAGUCUGUAUACUGAAAAUAAAGUGAUUAUAUUUUCUCCUUUUUA